AUGGCUUCCUGCAUUUCCAGCAGGCGUUCUAUCUUCUACUUCGGCUACCUGAUCGCACAAUGGCCGGCCGGAUUGGCCUUUCAAAAACCCCCCGUCGGCAAAUUCCUAGCAUGGACAACAAUCAUAUGGGGUGGUCUCCUGAUGACAACCCCAGCAUGUCACAAGUUCGCCGGAAUAGCCAUAAACCGCUUCCUCCUCGGUCUAGUUGAAGCAGUCGUCAACCCCGGCUUUGUACUCCUAAUGAGCAUGCGGUAUACCUCGAAAGAGCAGCCCCUACGCCUGGAAGCAUACUACUGCACGAAUGGCAUCGCGACCAUGUUUGGCGGACUAAUCGGCUACGCUGUCGGACACAUCAAGAGUGGCCUCCCUAGAUGGAUGUACGUGUUCCUCAUCUUCGGCGCCUUAUCAAUCGUCACUGGUAUCUUUGCGCUAUGGCUUCUACCGGAUCUUCCCUCAACGGCCAAGUUUCUUACUGAGCGACAACGAGUCAUUGCCGUUGAUCGCGUUGCGGUUAAUCGCCAGGGUGUGAAAAGCCAUCAAUUCAAGUGGUAUCAGGUGUGGCAGGCUGCUCAGGAUCCAAAGACCUGGCUCCUAUUCGUUAUGGCCGUGGGGCCACAGGUGCCACAGUUGGCGUUGACGAGUUUUACCUCUAUCGUCGUCGGUACUUUCGGAUUCGAUACCCUUGGAACACAAUACCUCCAGAUCCCUGGCGGAGCAGUCAAUUUCUUGACUCUGAUAUUUGGAGGCUUUGUCGCUACCACGACAAAUUCCAUUCGCGAUUCGCGUGCUUGGUUGUCGCCAAUACGGUUUGCAUCAUCGUUUCGGGAUUAUUAG
This is a messenger RNA of Penicillium maclennaniae, 834 nucleotides long. RefSeq names its product putative MFS transporter. Lineage: Eukaryota; Fungi; Ascomycota; Eurotiomycetes; Eurotiales; Aspergillaceae. The coding region runs from base 1 to 834 and encodes 277 amino acids. The transcript is spliced from 5 exons. Gene Ontology annotation, biological process: dipeptide transport; tripeptide transport; transmembrane transport. The record is from RefSeq and is a predicted model, not a curated record. Gene Ontology annotation, molecular function: dipeptide transmembrane transporter activity; allantoate transmembrane transporter activity. Gene Ontology annotation, cellular component: plasma membrane.